This is a messenger RNA of Paramecium pentaurelia, 577 nucleotides long. Lineage: Eukaryota; Ciliophora; Oligohymenophorea; Peniculida; Parameciidae. The record is from the annotation of a GenBank genome assembly.
AUGGGAAGUCAUUGUUCUUAAACAGUAUAAAAUAAUACUGUUAAUUAUGAAAAAAAGCAUGAGAUUGAUAAUAUCAUUUAGGAUAAAGAAAUUUAAGAACCUACAUUUACUACAAAAUUGAAUUUAAAUGUGGAAAUUGACAAAGGUGUAUAUUCAAUGAGACCAUGUAAUGUUAAUGAUUCAGUAUUGGAUAUAACAACUGAAAGAAAUUUACAAGAAUCAAUACCAUAAAAGUUCAAUUUAAGAAAUUAUACAGUUAGUUUCUAUCAAAGAAGUAUUUUGACGAUACAAUGACCAUUAACAAAUCUCACAAUUUAGUUUAUUCCAAUAUGGGUUUGAACAUACUUUCAGAUUUAUGUCAAAAUGAAGUAGUUUCAUAGAAAUAAGAAAAACAAAAAAAAGUUGAAGAAUAUGAUGAAGAUUAUGAUUAGAUGUGCAAAUAUGAUAUUGAUUAAUUUAAAUUUUAUCAACCUGCUGUUAUGAAAUAUGUAGAUAAAUAACUACCAUCAUAAUAAAAGACAAAGUAAAAAUACAAUUAAAUAAUAGCACUGUUGAACAAAGAAAUCUUAAAAAAUGA